AUGUCACCCAAGCGCUCAACCAACAGCGCAACAACAAUCAAAACAACAACAGCUCAAAAAACAACAGGAGGGGCCCAGCCCAGGGAGGCGCCUCCAGCAACAAAAAGAAAUCUCCCCACCAACAACAGUCCGCCAGAGGCGGCAGAACCCAACGAGGAAGGUCCCAGUCCGCCCCAAGAGGCAACCGCCCAAGAAGCCAAAGCAGAGGCCGCCAAGGCGGCCGCGGCGGCAGGGCAGGACGAGGAAGGGGAGGAAGAGCCGGAGGAAGAGGCAACGCUACCUCCAGAGGCUCCACAAGAUCGAACAGAGGCCGCUCCAGAAGCUCCUCUCCCAGCAGGAGGCAGAACUCCAACACCAGGAGAAGCAGGUCCUCCAGGCGAUCGACAAGGAGAUAGAGCUCACAUAUGGCUUCAUCUCAGACCCCGACCUCCAUCUACACGACAAUGUACAAACUAG
Messenger RNA from Seminavis robusta, 456 nucleotides. NCBI's taxonomy places the organism in Eukaryota, Bacillariophyta, Bacillariophyceae, Naviculales, Naviculaceae. The record is from the annotation of a GenBank genome assembly.